Bemisia tabaci is the source of this 8025-nucleotide messenger RNA. RefSeq names its product broad-complex core protein (gene br). Gene Ontology annotation, biological process: regulation of transcription by RNA polymerase II. The record is from RefSeq and is a predicted model, not a curated record. Gene Ontology annotation, molecular function: protein binding. NCBI's taxonomy places the organism in Eukaryota, Metazoa, Arthropoda, Insecta, Hemiptera, Aleyrodidae. Gene Ontology annotation, cellular component: nucleus.
GAUGCAGAGAUACAGCGAGCAGCGGCGGAGGCCGGGGCGAGCCUGAUAAAAGUUGAAUAACAAUGUUCACUAUUUACAGUAGUGUGUUAAAACGAAUUAAAUUUUUUAGUAGCACAUGCGCAGAUGCAAACUUUUGAAGGGUGCGGACCAAUUUAAUGAUUUUUUUCUCUUUAGAGUUCCUACAAUCCCUUCUCCCUUCCCCCUACCAUCCCUCAUGAAGGGAUGUAUUAUAGUGCGAAUUCAUGAAAAAAGGGGGAGGAGAUCCUUUCAUUAAGUGUACGAAUAUGCAAUUUUACUUUUUACCCCUCUGCUAGUAGUUUAAUGCUAGUCAUGUAACGCAGUUGUUUUUUGUGAUCAUGCAGUCACAACGCACAUAAAUUCAUUUUUUUUUCUUCUUUUUUUUCUCAUUUUCAUUAGUGCUACACCGUGUGCGGUAUUCAUCCAUGUUAAUUAGAAUUAUUUUUCAAAUGCUGACCGCAGUUCAAUAAUGGGAGAUCUUCAACACUACUGUCUUCGAUGGAACAAUUACCAAAGUAGCAUUACGUCAGCUUUUGAAAAUUUGCGAGACGACGAGGACUUUGUUGAUGUGACUCUAGCCUGUGAUGGGAAAAGUCUUAAAGCCCACAGAGUAGUCUUGUCUGCAUGUAGCCCAUAUUUUAGAGAAUUAUUGAAGAGCACACCAUGUAAACACCCAGUGAUCGUUUUGCAAGAUGUAGUUUUUGAUGACCUUCAUGCAUUGGUUGAGUUCAUUUAUCAUGGAGAAGUCAACGUCCACCAGAAGAACCUCAGCACUUUCCUGAAAACAGCAGAAGUACUAAGGGUCAGUGGUCUCACCCAGCAGUCGGACUCUUACAGCGAGACAUCAUUUCACCCAACGGACAAAUCAUUCCACUGCGCACCAGUCACGGAAGAAAGAGCUUCACCACUUCUCUCUAGGCAUCGACGAUCAUCAAGCAAUGUUUCGCAACAAAGGAUACAUAGAGGCUCUCCGGAAUCCAGAGAUACUCCUGACUCCCUGGAAAAUUCACCCUUACCCUUGAAACGAAGCAAGCUCAUGAGCUCAGAUAAUAACCUAAACAACAUCAAUAACAAUAACAAUAACAUUCACUCGAACAUUAGUAAUUCAAAAGAGGCCAAAAAUGAUGAAGAGAUGGUUCAAAAUCUAUCGAGGACUUCAGGGACGCGAGAAUCAGAUGAAGAUAUCGAUGAAAAAGAAUCAGAUAAAGAGCGAGAAAGAGAUAAAGAGAGCAGAGACGAAGACGAACCUCCAGUUGACUUUUCAAUAUCCCUUAAAAGUAAUCUCAUGGUGACAAAAAGAAGAUGUGACUUUUACGACCGAAGCAAAAAUUCACCCUCACGAGAUGACAUCAAGUCAGAACCGAUGGACUUAGUACCUGCAAAACCAACUAAUGCUUGUAACUCCGAUUCAAAUGAUUCCGUAGACAUUUCUGCUGUGAGUGAAUCAGCAGGAUCAGGGAUCCAACAUCUGUCUGUUUGUGAUCAUGAGGAUAGUUUUCAAGGCGCUCAAAAUUACCUUGAUAGUAAAUUAUUCGCUGCAACCAGUUCGUUCAACUUCAGCAUGGCAGCAGCUCUAGCGGCAGAUUCUUUAGCAGGAAUGAAUAGUCAAAAUCAUCCAGGGAACGUUGACAGUUUAGCAGGCACAUCAUCUCAAGGUUUGAUUAUGCCACCUCCAAUGAGCGGAGGCAUAAAUGAGCCGCAAGACUGCCCUUACUGCCGCCGAACAUUCAGCUGUUACUACUCGUUGAAACGCCACUUCCAAGAUAAGCAUGAACGUUCGGACACGCUCUACGUUUGCGAAUUCUGUCAUCGUCGCUACCGGACAAAAAAUAGUUUGACCACCCACAAAAGCCUUCAACACCGUGGCACCUCAGGAAUGUUGAAAAGACUUCUUAAAACAUCUUCUCUCUCACAGUCAGGUAUUCCAGACUUACAAGCAACCUCAGUCUUAUUCGAAAAUAUGCCGUACAGCAACCAGCAGCAAAAAAAUUGUUGAAGCAGGCGAAAAUGGAACCUUAUGUCAAUUUUGAGUAGCAGUAAGGCUGGCUCAAAUUAGCGCUCAUCGUGACAGUAAUUCAUCAGACACUCAAAAAUGCUUCUUCCCAAUUACUCUACUUGCCAGUUGCCUGUUUAUCUUUUUGUCGAGUCUUGUCAACUGUUAACUCUGCUGAGUUACCGAAGAGUCAGUGCAAAAAUGAUGUUUUGAGAAAAUAUUUUCGAAAGAAGCCUCCCUUCUUUUAUAAAUUGCUUCUAAUCAACCAAAAUACUCCUGGAAAACGUCUGAAUGAUUAAUAAUCGACGAAUUUCAUUUUCAACUACAUGAAAUGGGCCUUUUUCAUUUUAGGCAAGACAGCCGUAAGAGCUAUUUUCUGCAUGAUUUUGUGGCUGCGUUUUGGACACAUAACAAACAAAUUUUAAACGAUUUUUCUCAAUAAGCACAGCUCUCUGACAAAAGUAUGUCACUUACUGUUGUUUAGUGUGAAACAAAGUCAAUUGUUGCAUACUUAGUCCUUUCUCAUAGGUCUCUUCUUCUUUUUUUUUUACAAAUAAGACACAUUUUUUCGUUUAGACUGAAAUAGUGGUUAUCUAAAUUAGACUAGAAACAUCUUGAAGGAAACUCGAUUUCAAAAAUUUAAGCACUAUUGCGCUCUUCGGUAACAUAGCAGAAUUGAUGACUCCUCUCUUAAGCUUGUGUCAGAGUUUUGGCAAUUUUUUUAACUGCAACUUGCUAUAUUGCAGUGAGUUUUAACCAUGUAAUUCUCAUCAAUAUUAAAUUCUUACUACUAACCAUGUACCACAGAAUCAAAUUUAUUGUGUGUUACGAUCUACAGUGUCUGUGAUAGGUAGUAAGAAGUUCUUCUUCUUCUGUCUAUAUCAAAUUAUUGUCUGAUAAUAGCUCCUGGAAGAUGAAUCUGGUUGGCACAUUAUCUGAUCAACCAGGAAGUGAAGUUUCUUUGGUUUUGCAGAACUUAUGAGAUUGACCAAAGAAACAACCUUACUAGCCAACUUUGGAACUCCUGGGUGUUUAACUGUGUGUAGUUUUCUCAUCUCUUUUCUGCCUGAAUUUGUAAAAGCAAAUCAUCAUCCAAUGAUUACUCCAGCUGUCACAGUUAUCUGCAAGAUGAUAGAAAAAGCAAGAGAAUAAAAAUAAGAACACCACAUAAGAACUGAAAAACUCGAUAGUUUUUCUUUUUUAAUAAUUAUCUCUAAAACAUUGAAUUAUUUGUUGCUCAGCUACUUAAUAGGGUGAAUUCGGUGACACUGUCAGCUUGUUCUUCACCCCACUGCUAAUCUCAAAAUGUGAAAAUUAUGGAAUAUUAACGGUUCUGUGUGGACAAAAUUUAUGAAGCAUGCCUUUCAAGUAUACUGGAAAGGGUAUUUAGUCUGAAAAUGGGAUCUCAUGUUUUAAUUUUAUUUUUAAAUGUUUUAAAAACAUUUUAAUUCUUCUAAAGUAAGUGUUAUUUUUAUGAUUUGUCGUCUUAUCCAUCAGAAAAAUUUGAAAAAUAGAUUAGGACUAACUAGUACAAACAAUUUUCUCUGUUUUGCUAUCUUGCAAUCAAGUCUUCAAAAAACAAAAAUAAAUCUCUUCACCUUUAAAAAAAAAUCUCCCCAGUGGUGUGUGUUUUGAUUAGUUGACAAGGCAAAGUGUGUGCGUUGCAGAUGUUAUUCUUUUUGAAAUCAAGGUUUUUUUCUCAAGGGUCUAUCAAUUUCAGUCCGAAUUAUUUUGAUUCUGUGUCAAAUUUGAGCUCUGAAGGGGAUUCUUGCUUUCAAUCUGGCGUAAUAUUCGUAGAUACACUUUAACAUACAAAGCCAAUUCGGGAUCAACGUUGUCUUUUAAUGAUUCCGAUUGCCGGAGGUAGCAUAUUUUUUUUUUGUAUCUAAACCACACCCCACUGAGAGUAUCAGUCUUCAUCUUAUAACUUUUAAUGUUGUUUUUAUAAUCUAUAUAUGUAUUAUAAUUAAUGUACAUAAUUUUAUACUUGGCGUAGCGUAGUUCAACUUCGUUACAAUCACACGAUGUUGUCUUUUGAGGACUUCCAUUCAGAUCUUGCUCAGCAACAGUUGGAUAUUAGGUUUUGCGCAACACUUCCAGAGCAAGUUUAUAAAAUUGCUUUCCGUGGAUAAAAUUUUUAGACUGUUCUUUUUCUACUUUCAUAUGAGUAAAGCAUAAGCCACCUUGUCGCAGUGUGCUCCUCAAUGUUAAAUAAUGGAAAAUCCAGGGAAUAUUCAUUUUUCUACCAUGAGGUUUUCGUUCUACGUAUUAUCACUUUUUCUCCAAAUCUUGCAGUUGAUUUUCAACAUUUUAUUUUAAACUGGCAUUUAUGUUUGCUACUCUUCCUCUUCAAAGGAGGAAUUUUAGGCAAUUUAAUUUUCACCACACAGGCAUUUCUAAUCAAAAUAAUACCAAGACAAUUUCUCCUAAAAACCACCGAACAUGAGUUUUACAUAUGCAAGAAACCUAAAUCCAAAAACAAGAUAACUUACUUCAAAAAAAAGUUCUUGCGUUUUGAUAAAUGAGCUCUCCUUCAGUAAUAUUAAAGCUGGACUGUUUUGAAAUUUGCUACCAAUAACAUGCUUAUAGUUCUAUUUGACAAGGUAUUGUGUAUGUGCAACUCAUAACCAUCGGUUUUAACACUGUUGAAACACAUAUUUGAGAGGCAAAAAAUCAAAAGUUUUAAAUUAGAAUCUAGCUGCCUUUUCUACAUCUAGUCAAAUCUCUUGUUGGUCGUUUUCCAUAUUCAUCAGUAACGUUCGUCAGUCCAAACUCUCCUUUCAAUCGUUUAUUCAGGCAAGCUUUUUUCAAAAUUCUAGUCGUAUAUUUAGUACUAUUUUUCCUUCAUCAAAAAUGAGCAAGUAUCUUUUGCCCAAAUGAAGGAAGGGAAAAGAAAAGUAUCAUCAAAGAGUUAUAAAAAGGAAAAUGUUUAUCUUUAUCUAAAUUCUCCCCCUCACCUCAAUUUCUUUAGCUUAUUUUAGGGAACAACAAGGCAAAUCUUGGCGGUCCUAAAAGGUUUAUCGCAUGAAAAAUUUCCGAUUUAUUUCACAAUGGGGAAUCAUUUUUAGUCUCAAAAGAGUUGUCUGUGAUUUUAUAUUUAUACUGCUCUAAAUUUUUUUUGACCCGCUUUCAAAAUUAUCGUGAAAUCAAAAUAUGUGAUCAUUUGUGAGGAAAAUUUUUCGGGUCCAGCAUAUAAUGUUGUAUGUUUUCUUUUAUCAUUUGCUCUUUUGCAUUUUGAGAGUCUUCACAUCUCUCCUCGAAAAGCUCACUGAAAAAAAAGAAGCUAAAAUUCCAAAAUUCUCUUGAAAACUCUCAGUUGUUGCAUGGUAAUCGUUGAUUUGGAAUUCGUUUGUUACCAUGCACACUAUUGGUCCCGAGGAAAGCACCAUCCUCCUCUACUCAUUUUCUUUCUUCUCUGUUUAGGGUUAGUAUAUCGUGACAUUCCUAAGAAUUGCAUCUUUGAAAGGAGUUCAAAAGUUUCUCUAGUCAAUACUCCUAAUCAUUUAUUUUUAUCGCUCUAUCUUAUUUAUCUUUAGAAAAUUCAUUUUUCCUUAUUGUAAUUUUAAGAAAAGGAUACAAACCAAACAAAAUAUAAAAAAAUUAAAAGGAAAUUAAGAAAGAAAGAUAGGAACGGUUAACUAUCAUGAUUUCUGCUGAUAAUCUAACUCUUUGCAUUAAAUUUUCGUGUAAAAUAACUUGGGUAGAAGCGACCCUUCUCUUAAGGAUAGAAAUAUCACGGUGAUGAUGCAAGAUUUACUUUGGCAUCUUUCAGUUCUUAGUUUCAAUUGGUUUUGGUAUUUAAAGAGCCUUAAGUCCAUUAAAUUUAAUUCGUUUAAGUUUCGGUAUUAUUUAAUUUUUAUGAUCUUUUUUUUCUUGGUUUUCAAAACCAACAACAAUGAGUAUCUGUGGAAAGAAAACCAUGUUAGUUCUCGCUAAAAUGUUUUUGAAUGUAAACUAGUAUCCAGUCAGUGGUCUUAGCAAUUUGUUCAAUCACUAGAAACUUCUGAAUUUUUAAAAGUCAUCAUUUGCACCUCUGAUGGCAAGAAGGGUUUGUCUAAUAAUGACUCUCUCAGCUUCCAAAGUUGAGGAUCUCCCAAACCCAGCAAGGAUAUUUAUAAUUUGCAAAAUAAAAUGUGUUCCUUAGUUGGAAGCCCUCAAAAUGCAACCGUGUGACUCUUACGUCAAUCUGAGUCCAAGACAACUUUUUUUUAUUUUUUUUACUUUCUCCGCUGAACAAUUUUCUUGCUCAUUGUUACUUUUUAUUGUUUGUUUAAUUUCAUCUUAACAGCAUUGUUAUGUUGAAAUCAUGAGGAUUGAAAGGUUCUCAUGAUUGAACAGGCGUUAUUGAUUUUAAAUUGUGAUGCAAGAAGAUAAAAUACAAUCGUAAUUUAAAGCCAUGUUUCGAAGCUUCUCAAGCUCAUCAACAGUCAGAACCAUCUUAUCAAGCCUUUCCAAUUCCAAAUCUGGCGUUGUAAUGUAAAUUUAUGAUGAACUGUGUCAAAUAUGUGUGCAAGACAUCCUGAUUUUGGUUCUGCUGUCUGAAAUGAGGCAUUUAAAUUUUGAUCUUAUCUUAUCUUUAUCAAACUUUGUAUUCUUAUAAUGAUUGUAUUUAAUUAGUGAAUAAGUAUCGGGUAGAAGCCUCUUGAGGGGCAGUUCUAAGUUAAGGAAGAGUGAAGGUAUCCACACCUGCUUUUAACUUUUCAUCAAUGCUCUGGCUUAUUCACCGAAGACCAGUGUAAUUUUCCCAUUGAUCAUUUGAAUAUCUUCCAAAAGAACAUUAGACUAAAUUUUCAAAUUUACUUUAGAUCUAAGAUUGAAUUUUUUAUUAGGAAAAAGUAUCAAAAUCUCUACUAUUGUUUAAUAACAUUUUUUUUUUAAAAUUUCAUGGGUUCACUAUUUGAUGUUUUUAACUGUAUUUGAUGUGUGUUUGGUUUGCACUUAAAAGAAUGUCUUCUCAAAAAAUUUUCUACUGCUGGACCAGCAGAAUUUAGUUAUAAUGGGAUGUUACACAUGGCCGGGAAAGUGUCAAUAUUUUCAAUUUUCCCCCUUAUUUCAGAUAGGUUUUAAAGUUUUUUGUGGUUUUUCUUUCAUUCUAAUCAUGGAAAUUUCAUUCAGUGACUAGAACAGCUAUAAAGAUGUUGCUUGAUCAAGACUUCUUGUAGAACUGAUUCUUAUUCGGACAGUGUUUUUAAAUUUAAAUUUUUUUAUACUAGUCUAUCGUAAUCUUGUAUCAGCUAGUAUCAUAUCAGUUUUUAUCAGAUGUGUCUGAAUUUUCUGGAAACAUAUCUUAUCAAUUAAUCAAGCAUAGAAUAUUUUACUUGUCUCAGUUGUUUUUACGUUUUUAAUGUGUACAGGAGUUUUGAGAGGGAUAGAUCCUAAAAUUUAUGGUGUCGCACGCUCUAAUCUCAUAAAAAAUAUGUGUUAGAGAAUUUUUUCCAUAGCGUAUUUGUAAGUCUUUAUUAAUGUAACAUCUUCUUGAACUAAGAUUUCAAGGUCUAUCUUACAAUUUACUCAGAUUUAAAUUUAUGAAAGCUGCCUUCAUAACAAUUUCAAUACCUUCAUCUCUGUCAUAUUAUACCACAUUGCAGAGUAAUUAUAUCUAUGGAAAUCAUUCUAUUUAAACUUUCAGAGCAUCAGAAGACUCCUUCAUCCCAGAAGUGAAUUAAGGAAAUUAAAAGCUUUGAAAUCCAGCUUGUGUCUUCAAGACCUUCAUAUCCUUAAUUUAGGUUAAAGUUUUAAGUCAGACCAGUUUCUUACUUACUUAGGAUUUAAGCUGAUAAAUGCUGUCGGAGUUUCUGUAAACAUUUUUUAUUAAACUUUUUGAUCUACUCCUUGUCGAAUAGUUUCAAAGCAAGGCCAGCUCUUUGGUCUUGGCAGUGAAAUAUGUUUAAAGUUUGUUAUACCUUCACUUUUAUUUGUAGGGUACACAUUCAAAGAGCAUCAUGGAUUAGGAGUCAAGUAAAAUUUUUUGAAAUAAAGGAAAGCAUGUCUAAAGUCGGUAAAACUUUGAUAUA